AUGACUGCAUCUCCUCCGCCUCUCCUCAGCAGCAGCAGCAGCAGCAGCAGCAGCAGCAGCAGCAGCAGCAACAGCAGCAGCAGCAGCAGCAGCACAGGCCAUGCAUUGGCGGCGCUCAAAGACAGCGAGGAUCGAAUGGGGAGCGAGGAGAGAGAAGACGAAUUGGUGUCUCGUGUUGCUGCUUCUGCUGCUGCUGCUGCAGCAGCAGCAGCAGCAGCAGCAGCAAAGGAAGCAGCAGAAGCAGCAGCAGCAGAUGCUGCAGCAGCAGCUGUUACAGAAGCGAAGCAGCAGCUGCAGCAGCAGCUGCAGCAGCAACUGCAGCAGCAGUUUGCUGCCAUGAUGAAGGAGACAAUGGGAGAGGUUGCAGCAACAGCAGCAGCAGCAGCAGCAGAAGCAGCAACUGCAGCAGCAACAACAGCAGCAGCAGCAGCAGCAGAAAAAGUUGCUGCCUCUGUACACGAUGCCCGCAACAAACUCCGAGACAUAUCAUGGGAGGGCGGCAGCAACAGCAGCUGUUUUUGUUUAGGGGGCCCCUUGCGGUGUCUAUCGACAGCAGCAUCUGCUGCCGAUAUAAUGAGCAGCAGCAGCAGCAACAGCAGCAGCAGCAACAGCAGCAGCAACAGCAGCAGCAGCAGGUGUGGCUCAGCUUCUGAAGUGUCUGCACAGCCUAGGCGUUGCUGCAGCUGCGGUGCAGCAGCACCAGCAGCAGCAGCAGCAACACCAGCAGCAGCAACAGCAGCAGCAGCAGAUGAAGGCAGCAGCAGCGACGCAGAGUAUUCAACAGCAGCAACAGCAGCAACAGCAGCAGCAAUAGCAGCAUCAGCAGCAGGAGCAAAUGAUGAAGAUACUGCAACAUCAGCAGCUGCUGCUGCUGCUGCUGCUGCUGCUGCUGCUGCUGCUGCUGAUAUACCUAUUGAUAUUUCUGAGUGUCUCAUCAGCAGCAGAGAUAUAUCGUCAGACUUUCUUUAUAUUUAUUCUUCUUUACACGACAUAAAAAAAGAAACAGCAGCAACAAAACAAAUGCUUUGCUGCCUCUCCCGCAGCAUAGCAGCAGCAACACAGCAGCAGCAGCAACAGCAGCUGCAGCAGCAGCAGCAACAGCAGCAGCAGCAGCAGCUGCAGCCACAAAUAUUCAAAGAAGAAGACGCAGAAAGCUUCCGCAUAUUUACACCUGUUGAGCUCAGCAGACAGUCGAGUGCUGCGUCGCUGCAGCAGGAAGAAGAAAACAGCAGCAGCAACAGCAGCAGCAGCAGCAGCUGCAGCCACAAAUAUUCAAAGAAGAAGACGCAGAAAGCUUCCCAGGAAGAAGAAAACAGCAGCAGCAGCAGCAGCAGCAACAGCAGCAGCAGCAGCAGCAGCGGCAACAGCAGCGGCAGCAGCUUGUUCUUCCCUGCAACAAGGGAAGAAAUAGCUGAAGGGCAUGCAGCAGCAGCAGCAGCAGCAGCAGGAGCUGCAGCAGCAGAAGCAGGAGCUGAAGCAGGAGCAGCAGCAGGUGCUGCAGCAGGAGGAGCAGCAGGAACAGCAGCAGGAGCAGCAGCAGGUGCUGCAGCAGGUGCAGCAGCAGCAUGUGAAGCAUCAGCAGUAGCAGCAUCAGAAGCAGCAGCAGCAGCAGCAGAAGCAGCAGAAGUUGGAGCUGCAGCAGGAGCAGAAGCAGGAGCUGAAGCAGGUGCAGCAGCAGGAGCAGCAGCAGGAGCAGCAGCAGGAGCAGCAGCAGGAGCAGAAGCAGGGGCAUCAGCAGGUGCAGCAGCAGCAGCAACAGCAGCAGCAACAGCAGCAAAGGCAAUAGACUCUCCCCGCUGCACCAUCGAUAGAAGCAGCAUCUGUGUAGAUGAUAGCCGGAAGAAAUUCAACAGACGCAGCAGCAGCAGCAGCAGCAGCAGCAGCAGCAGCAGCAGCAGCAGCAGCAGCUUUUUUCCUAGGGUACAGACACCAGAAGGAGAGAUAGAAUGGGUUGAUUAUAUAAGCACCAAUAAGGGGCUCAGCACAGAGAACCGCAACGUAAGGCAGACACAAACAAAGCAACAACAACCAGCAGCAGCAGCAGCAGCAGCAGCAGCAGCAGCAGCAGCAGCAGCAGCAACUGUAACAGCAGCAUUAGGAGCAGCAGCAGUAGCAGCGAUAGCCCUAGUUGCAGCAGUAGAAGCAGCAGCAACAGUAGCGGCUGCAGCAGCAGCAGCACUAGCAGCAGCAGCAGUAACAGCAGACGUAACAGCACCAGCAGCAGAGGUAGAAACAGCAGCAGAAAUAGCAGCAGCAGCAGCAGCAGCAGCAGCAGCACCAGCAGCAGCAGCAGUUCACUAG
This is a messenger RNA of Eimeria mitis, 2301 nucleotides long. RefSeq lists its product as uncharacterized. Gene Ontology annotation, biological process: translation. The record is from RefSeq and is a predicted model, not a curated record. Lineage: Eukaryota; Apicomplexa; Conoidasida; Eucoccidiorida; Eimeriidae. Gene Ontology annotation, cellular component: ribosome. Gene Ontology annotation, molecular function: structural constituent of ribosome. Bases 1 to 2301 code for a protein of 766 amino acids. The transcript is spliced from 6 exons.